AUGUCUGGACGUGGUAAGGGCAAGAGCGGCAAGAAGGCCGUCAGCCGCUCCGCCAAGGCGGGACUCCAGUUCCCCGUCGGCCGCAUCGCGCGCUACCUCAAGAUCGGCAAGUACGCCACCCGCGUCGGUGCCGGUGCCCCGGUGUACCUCGCCGCGGUCCUCGAGUACCUCGCCGCCGAGGUCCUCGAGCUCGCCGGCAACGCGUCCCGCGACAACAAGAAGUCCCGCAUCGUGCCCCGCCACAUCCAGCUCGCGAUCCGCAACGACGAGGAGCUCUCCAAGCUCCUCGGCACGGUCACGAUCGCGUCCGGCGGCGUCCUGCCGAACAUCCACUCCGUCCUCCUCCCGAAGAAGGGCAAGGGCAAGUCCGGC
This is a messenger RNA of Micromonas pusilla CCMP1545, 372 nucleotides long. RefSeq lists its product as uncharacterized. The annotation marks the transcript as partial. The transcript has a single exon. Gene Ontology annotation, cellular component: chromatin; nucleosome. Lineage: Eukaryota; Viridiplantae; Chlorophyta; Mamiellophyceae; Mamiellales; Mamiellaceae. Gene Ontology annotation, biological process: heterochromatin formation. Gene Ontology annotation, molecular function: structural constituent of chromatin; protein heterodimerization activity; DNA binding. The record is from RefSeq and is a predicted model, not a curated record.